GGCCGGAAGUGGAGGCAGGAGUGAUUCUGCUUCCGUCUCUGGUUUAGUUCCAGUGUUUGGGGUUCUUCGCGGCCGCCCAAGAUGAACCGAUUCUUCGGGAAAGCGAAACCCAAGGCUCCGCCGCCCAGCCUGACUGACUGCAUUGGCACGGUGGACAGCAGGGCAGAAUCCAUCGACAAGAAGAUUUCCCGAUUGGAUGCUGAGCUAGUGAAAUACAAGGAUCAGAUCAAGAAGAUGAGAGAGGGCCCUGCAAAGAACAUGGUCAAGCAGAAAGCCUUGCGGGUGUUAAAGCAAAAACGGAUGUAUGAGCAGCAGCGGGACAACCUUGCCCAGCAGUCAUUCAACAUGGAACAAGCCAAUUACACCAUCCAGUCACUGAAAGACACCAAGACCACGGUUGAUGCUAUGAAACUGGGAGUAAAGGAAAUGAAGAAGGCAUACAAGCAAGUGAAAAUCGACCAGAUUGAGGAUUUACAAGACCAGCUAGAGGAUAUGAUGGAAGAUGCUAGUGAAAUCCAAGAAGCACUGAGUCGUAGUUAUGGCACCCCGGAAUUAGAUGAAGAUGACCUCGAAGCUGAGCUCGAUGCCCUGGGUGAUGAGCUCCUGGCUGAUGAAGAUAGUUCUUACUUGGAUGAAGCAGCAUCUGCACCUGCAAUUCCAGAAGGUGUUCCCACUGACACAAAAAACAAGGAUGGAGUGCUGGUGGAUGAAUUUGGAUUGCCACAGAUCCCUGCUUCAUAGACUUGCAUCAUUCUACUACAUCAUGUAAAAGCAGCAAACGUUCUGGGACUAGGGAAAUAUUUAUCUUUGCAAAUUUACCAUAACAGAUUUGGUUUAUUUCUUUUUCUUUGAAGGAAAAGCUAAUUACAUUGCUCUUUUAUUGUUUUCCGUUAAGAGACUCAUUGCUUGGGGAAUGCUUUCUUUGUACUAAAAUUUGAUUCCUUUUCUCUUAUGAAAAAUUAACUUACCUAAAAGUGUCUUUGGCUUUGUAUGACAUGUUUUCAUUCAUUAAUAACAAUUUGAAAUAAAACCCAGGAUUCCAUGACAGUGUAACUGCAGUCUCAAAAUGACCUGAUAAAUUGAUGAAGCAAAGAUGAAAUCAUUGAGACUGUUCAUAUUAUGAUUCAAAACCAUUUUCUAUUGUAGCAUUAUAUGGUGGUUAAAGUGAUGGCCUUCUUUGAUAGGUUUUGUUGUGUCUUGUGAGCAAAUCAUUGUGUCCAGUAUUGGAAUGGAAUUAUCACUACUGUAUCAUGUAUGGGUAUCUUGAUUCUGUGGUUCCUUCAGUAUUGUAGUCUGACUUGUAAUCAAUAAUGAAUAUUUCUUGAUAUUUAAUGUAUAGGACAUUUAUUUAUACUCAAUAAAUAUUUUUCAAAAGGAUAUAAUUUUAAUAAUAUCACUUUAGCCUAAAUUUUUUAGCCCAGAAACCAAAUUUAAUGUAAUUUUAAUGAUAAUUCAGCAUAAACUCCACUAUGGAAGCCAAAUUGAGCCCAAAGAGUUAUGGUAAAGAAGAAAGAGCAAGGAGCAAUCUGGGCUUGGCUCUGGCUCUGCCGUCUGCUAACUGCCAAGUGCUCUAGUAGGCUUCCCUAAACGUGUUUCCCUACUAGUAGAACCAUGUGUAUUUCACAAGGCUUUUAUGAGGAAUAACUGAGGUUGUGGUCAUAACUACUUUUGUUAACUGCCAUGUGCUGUUCUCAUAUGAGGAAUUAUUAACAAUAAAAAAGGAAGGGCUUCA
Messenger RNA from Lepus europaeus (European hare), 1732 nucleotides. It is a transcript of the gene CHMP5, whose product is annotated as charged multivesicular body protein 5. The record is from RefSeq and is a predicted model, not a curated record. The transcript has 8 exons. Lineage: Eukaryota; Metazoa; Chordata; Mammalia; Lagomorpha; Leporidae. Gene Ontology annotation, biological process: vesicle budding from membrane; late endosome to vacuole transport via multivesicular body sorting pathway. Bases 82 to 741 code for a protein of 219 amino acids. Gene Ontology annotation, cellular component: multivesicular body.